AUGUAUUAUAUUACUGACCGACAAGAGUCUACAACAAAUAAGGCUCUUACUAUUGUCAAGGCUGCUAGGAUAAUGUAUCUCAAAAACAGCAUUUCUCCUUUAAAUAUCCUCUUAGUCAGGUUUUAUUCUCAAGAUGAUGACACCCCAGACCCAACUUUAGCUACUUUUUCCCCUAAAGACAUACUUCUAAUUAUUAUGCAUCACAUCGUUCAACUUUUUAUUGAUCCAAGUGAUUUGUCUGUGUUUUCUCUUUUAAUAAACAUGACUGCUAUUGUGCUUAAACCUCCAUGA
Dentiscutata erythropus is the source of this 291-nucleotide messenger RNA. Lineage: Eukaryota; Fungi; Glomeromycota; Glomeromycetes; Diversisporales; Gigasporaceae. The record is from the annotation of a GenBank genome assembly.